This is a messenger RNA of Eremothecium sinecaudum, 711 nucleotides long. Its product is annotated as C2H2-type zinc finger protein. The transcript has a single exon. Lineage: Eukaryota; Fungi; Ascomycota; Saccharomycetes; Saccharomycetales; Saccharomycetaceae. Bases 1 to 711 code for a protein of 236 amino acids. The record is from RefSeq and is a predicted model, not a curated record.
AUGAACCAAAACUGCAGACAUAAAAGUGUGAAUGGCGACCCGAAGCUGGCGCCUCCGCCGGGGCAGACGUUUGAGACUGGACAGCGCGCGAACUUCGAGCCGAGACUGCUGCCUGCAGACUCAUUGAUGUAUCGGUUCUACAAUCCGGGUUCAGAAAAUGCAUCGACGGCUGCGACUGCUACCCAGCCGCUGCCUUCGCUAAAAGAGAUGAUACACACAUCCGAGCCUGCAGUUCCACCACUGGGCCCGCGCGUCACUAACGUCCGACUACCUCCUAUAUAUGUUCCAACCGAACCGCCACAGCUGCCCCCACCACUACGACAGUCUUGUUUCAAGGACACUUUACCUAUGCGUCAGCCGGCUGCUCCGGCAGUACUAACGACGCCAACGCAUUCCGGCGGUUCUAUGCGCCUAUCGUCCCCGUCAUCCCUACCCGCUGCUUUAAUCCAGUACAGGCGCAAUUCAGUUCCCUGCAGGUCACCCAAAAGCCAACAGUCCGUCUCUAUCGAUGCAACUUACUCCCACAGGAAGAGCUCCUCGGUGUGCGAGAUAUGCGGCAAGGACUUCAAACGUCCCAGCGCUGUGCGCACUCACAUGGUCGUCCACAACGACGACAAACCCUACAAAUGCCAGUAUCCUGGGUGUCUCAAAUGCUUCAACGUCAAGAGUAAUAUGUUGCGACAUAUGCGCAAACACAAGCUAGACCCCUAA